AUGGCGACUUACACCCGCGCCAGAACAUUCCUCACGCGACUCCACCCCUCCAGGUACACUCUCCACAAACUCCACUUUUCAACUCUAACUUCACCGUUAAAUUACGCCGCCGGCGAAUUCUCUGAUAAAACACAAAUUAACGUCAACGAAACUAAAAUAUUAAACGAAUUAUCAAAUUUACUACCAAUUCGUCACAAAAACAAUCACAUUCAAGCUGAAUUUACUGCGAAUACAGAAGUUACUGUGAAUUGUAGGUCAGUAGAUGAUUUUUUGUUACCUGAGGAGAAAUUAAGAGGCGUGUUUUUACAGAAACUUAAAGGCAAAGCCGCAAUUGAACAGGCGUUAGAUAAUGUUGAUGUGGAAUUAAGUAGUGAGUUAGUUGCGAAAGUCGUGAAUCGAGGUUGUUUAAGCGGCGAGGCCAUGGUUAGGUUUUUCGAGUGGGCGAGAAAUCGAGACGAGAUAGGUGAGAGGAUUGAUGUUUAUAAUGUGAUUGUUAAGGCAUUAGGGAGACGGAAGUGUUUUGAUCAUGUGAUGGAGAUGUUGAGUGAGAUGAGAUUGAGAGGCGUGAUUCCAAAUUACGAGACGUUGUUUGUUGUUAUGGAUAGUUUUGUGAAAGGGAAGCAAGUGUCGAGAGCGAUUAAGAUGUUCUUGUGUUUGGAUGAGUUUGGAUGGAAACGUGACACGGAGGCAUUGAAUGUGGUUUUAGGUUGUUUGUGUAAGAGGUCGUAUUUGUGUAGUGCGUGUUUGUUGGUGAAGAAGAUGAAGGGGAAGGUGGAGUUUAGUGUGGUGACUUAUAAUAUAGUGAUGAGUGGAUGGGCGAGAUGUGGGAAUGUUGGUGAGUUUGAGAAGUGGUUGGAGGCGAUGGUUGGUGAUGGAUUUGAGCCGGAUAGUUGUACUCAUAGUUAUUUGAUUGAGUGUUUGGGGAGGGCUGGUAGGAUGGAUGAAGCUGUUGAGAUAUUUGAGAAUUUAGAGAAGGAUGGUUGUGUUGCUGAUAUUUGUGUAUAUAAUGCAAUGAUGUUUAAUUUUUUGCAGAUCGGAGAUUGUGAUGGAUGUUUGAGAUAUUACGAGCGUAUGUUGAGGGUAAAAUGUGAUCCAAAUAUGGAUACGUAUGUUAGAAUAAUUUAUGGCUUUCUUAAGGCCCGAAGAGUAUCGGAUGCUAUUGAAAUGUUUGAUGAGAUGAUUGGUCGUGGAAUAAUUCCCAACACAGGGACCGUAACUUCAUUUAUUGAACUUCUAUGUAGCUAUGGCCCUCCUCAUGCAAUGUUGAUGAUUUAUAAGAAAGCUAGAAAAGCUGGUUGUAUCAUAUCUUUGAGUGCUUACAAGCUGUUACUGAUGCGACUUGCUAGAUUUGGCAAAUGUGGUAUGAUGCUGAAUAUAUGGGAUGAGAUGCAAGAAAGCAGAUACUAUUCUGAUGUGGAAGUUUACCAGCAUAUUAUAAUUGGACUUUGCAACAACGGACAGCUUGAAAAUGCUGUUCUAGUCAUGGAGGAAUGUUUGCGUAAAGGUUUUUGUCCAAGAAGACUUGUUUGUAGCAGAUUGUAUAAUAAACUGUUGACUUCAAAUAAAGUAGAGACUGCAUAUAGGCUAUUUAUGAAGAUCAAGGUUGCUCGACAAAAGGAGAAUGCUAGAAGAAAUUGGCGUGAUAAAGGGUGGCAUUUCUGAGCUUUUACCUCUUCUGUCUCUUUUGCACUAGUGUUUUGCAGCGGACUUAAUGUUGCCCAGGUGGACAGGUAAACAGCCCCCAAGUGAGGCAUAAAUGGGAUGGCAUGACUGCUGCAGAAACUUUUGUUUAGGUAGCUUUUUCCUCAGUUGUUUGGCUGGAGAUUUUUUAAAUGUCGGUUCUAUUUCAAUGAGCAUGCAAAGGGGGAUUACUGUUGCAUAUGCUAAGGAAGCUAGAAAAGCUGGUUGUAGCAUAAUAUUGAGUGCUUACAAGUUGUUACUGGCACGACUUACUAAAUUUAGCUAAUGUGGUAUAAUGUUAAAGGAGUAUAUGGAAUGAGAUGCAAGAAAGUGGAUACUCUUCAUAUGUUAAAGCUCACCAGCAUCUUAUAAUUGGACUCUGCAACAAUGGACAGCUUUCAAAUGCCAUCCUAGUCAUGGAGGAAAGUUUGUGUAAAGGUUUUUGUCCACGCAGACUUGUUUGUAGAAGAUUAAACUAUAAGAUGUUGACUUCAAACAAAGUAGAGGCUGCAUAUAAGCUCUCCCUGAGGGUUGCUCAACAAAAUGAGAAUGCAAGGAAACAGUGGCAUGAGUAAGGGUGGCUUUCGGAACUUUUACCACUCCUGUCUCUUUUGCAGCAGUGUUUUGCAGAGGAUUUGAAGUUGCUCGGGUGGGUAAACAUUGUAAAUGCAACACAUUAUUCUUCUUGGUGAUCUUAUCCUUAUAUUAAAGUAUUAAAAUUGUAUACUUGUAUUCACACUCUGGCCAAUCUUUUCUUCAUAUGAAAACAGUUAACACAUUGUCA
Molecule: messenger RNA, 2464 nt
Organism: Daucus carota subsp. sativus
Lineage: Eukaryota; Viridiplantae; Streptophyta; Magnoliopsida; Apiales; Apiaceae
Product: putative pentatricopeptide repeat-containing protein At5g43820
Exons: 1
Coding region: 1-1662 (553 amino acids)
Molecular function (GO): mRNA binding; protein binding
Source: RefSeq, a predicted model, not a curated record